Bubalus bubalis (water buffalo) is the source of this 2197-nucleotide messenger RNA. It is a transcript of the gene WNT3, whose product is annotated as Wnt family member 3. NCBI's taxonomy places the organism in Eukaryota, Metazoa, Chordata, Mammalia, Artiodactyla, Bovidae. The transcript is spliced from 5 exons. Gene Ontology annotation, molecular function: cytokine activity; frizzled binding. Bases 185 to 1252 code for a protein of 355 amino acids. Gene Ontology annotation, cellular component: extracellular region. The record is from RefSeq and is a predicted model, not a curated record. Gene Ontology annotation, biological process: canonical Wnt signaling pathway; cell fate commitment; neuron differentiation.
GCUGACAUCCUCAAACCCGGCUGCUCCGCGCUGGGCUCUGGAAGGGGGCAGCUGCGGGUGGAGGUGCGCUUCUGACAAGCCCGAAAGUCAUUUCCAAUCUCAAGUGGACUUUGUUCCAACUAUUGGGGGCGUCGCUCCCCCUCUUCAUGGUCGCGGGCAAACUUCCUCCUCGGCGCCGCUUCUAAUGGAGCCCCACCUGCUCCGGCUGCUCCUCGGCCUCCUGCUCUGUGGCACCAGGGUCCUCGCCGGCUACCCAAUUUGGUGGUCCCUGGCACUGGGCCAGCAGUACACAUCCCUGGGCUCACAGCCCCUACUCUGCGGCUCCAUCCCAGGCCUGGUCCCCAAGCAGCUGCGCUUCUGCCGCAAUUACAUCGAAAUCAUGCCCAGCGUGGCCGAGGGCGUGAAGCUGGGCAUCCAGGAGUGCCAGCACCAGUUUCGGGGCCGCCGCUGGAACUGCACCACCAUCGACGACAGCCUGGCCAUCUUCGGGCCCGUCCUCGACAAAGCCACCCGGGAAUCGGCCUUCGUGCACGCCAUCGCCUCAGCUGGCGUGGCCUUCGCAGUCACGCGCUCCUGUGCGGAGGGCACCUCCACCAUCUGUGGCUGCGACUCGCAUCAUAAGGGGCCGCCUGGCGAGGGCUGGAAAUGGGGCGGCUGCAGCGAGGAUGCUGACUUCGGGGUGCUUGUGUCCCGAGAGUUUGCAGAUGCACGUGAGAACAGGCCAGACGCGCGCUCGGCCAUGAACAAGCACAACAACGAGGCUGGCCGCACGACCAUCCUGGACCACAUGCAUCUCAAGUGCAAGUGCCACGGGCUGUCGGGCAGCUGUGAGGUCAAGACCUGCUGGUGGGCCCAGCCCGACUUCCGCGCCAUCGGCGACUUCCUCAAGGACAAGUACGACAGCGCCUCGGAGAUGGUGGUGGAGAAGCAUCGGGAGUCCCGCGGCUGGGUGGAGACCCUCCGCGCCAAGUACGCGCUCUUCAAGCCGCCCACCGAGAGGGACCUGGUCUACUACGAGAACUCGCCCAACUUUUGUGAGCCCAACCCCGAGACAGGCUCCUUCGGUACCAGGGACCGGACUUGCAAUGUCACCUCCCACGGCAUCGACGGCUGUGACCUGCUCUGCUGCGGCCGCGGCCACAACACGAGGACGGAGAAGCGGAAGGAGAAGUGUCACUGCAUCUUCCACUGGUGUUGCUACGUGAGUUGCCAGGAGUGUAUCCGCAUCUAUGACGUGCACACCUGCAAGUAGGGAGCCAGAAUGAUGGAAGAAAAAUCAGUGCAUAGACGAGAACUCCCAGGCUCACUCUGCAUGUCAGGAAAGUCUGAAAACUGCGGUGCCUCCUUGCUCUGACAUCUACUCUGCCAAGCAGGACACAGCUCUGGCCAUUAUGAGAAGGCUACGGGGAAACCAGGCUUCAGAACACUAGCUCUGGAGGGGGCCCAGGGAGGCCACCUGUGUAGCCUGCCCAUUGUAGCCCAGGGCCCUGCCUCCAGAAAGCCCCAAUCUGUGGGUCCUGCAGAGGCCACUCUGGCAGCAGCCCAGGCCCCGGCAGUGGCUCCAGGAUGUCACAGCUCCGUUCCAGCUCCUCUCCUCUCUUCCCCUCUGAGGGCAGCUGAGUGAAGCCAAGCCAUCUGCUGGGUGGGCCCUCAGUGUCCAGAAACCCCCCCCCACCUGCGAUCUGAUACUGAUCCUAAGAGCCAACACUCCCCAUUUCUGAAACGGAAUGGCAUUUCCCCCUAUGGAACACACUACAUGGAUGUGGAGAAUGGUGGCCCUGGGCCUCUCAUAUACGGAGCCCUUGCUCUGGACAUGUGGAAUCUUGUCUCCCCGUGUGGUGCCCUUUUGAUGAACAGUUUUUGUUGAGUGAUUUGGGGCAAGUGGUUUUGCCUCUCUGAGCCCCCGUUUCCUCAUCUGUUAACUGGGGGAUAAGAACUGUGAUUCUCGCAGGCUUGUUGUGUGGAUGAGAGCCCUGUGCACGCAAAGAGCCCUGACACGGGGUCCAAGGAGGGGGGAGCACCCCAAAGCCUGGCCUCCAGGAGCAGCUUCCCCCCGGCCUGCUGCUGUUUUGGAGCCACAGGCUGAGACCAUUACCCUCCUGUCCUUUUAUCCACCUGACACUCUGCAGGCAGGACGGGAACUUCUGAGACAGGCUGGUGUAGGUGGGAGAGGGCAGGGCGCCCCCAAGCAGGACAC